GUUGUUUACGGAAUCAAACGGAAAUGCGAAAGCUCAGCGGAAUUUGUAACGUAAAGUUAUAGCCUUGAAAUUGACUUACUUUUGCUACUAAACUUACUUUGCUGUAAACAGAAACUAUAUGUGCUUUAAAUGUGGUAUUUUCCCCCCACAAUCACUUGUCGUAACGUAACGUUAGAGGUCUGAAUCAGUAACGUUAACUCUGUAUCACAACUAGUGCAGCAAGCUAGUUAGCUAACGUUGGCAUUACUCGAAUCUAUAGUUUGUUUGUCACUGGGUUUGGUGUGAUGGAAGUAACUAAAUGGUAACUGUGGACCACCCACACACGUUUACAACCUGUUCACCGUUACCCAGACAGAAAACCGAGUUUAGCGACACUGGCACAUCCAGUUUAGAGAGACCGACGUUAGCUGUGCUCGCCAGCUGCCACUCCUCUACAGUCUCUGAAGUGCCAGCCGGAAGGUGCCUGCUCUCCUGUUUACUGAAAAUAAAGGACUGUUAUCACACACCCUUGGCGAAAUGGCUGAAUCUAUAGUAAAGUUUCAGUCACAACUUUCUGGUGUCAUGGAGACGGUCUUUAAAGCUGCCAUGUAUGAGAUCACCCGGCUGGUGGAGGACAGUUUUUUGGAAGAGGUGACACGGUGCAGGGAGCAGGUCGAGUCUCUGAAGAGGCGACUGAAGUGGUCGGAGAGUCGCCGUAAAGAGAAAGAGGGAGACAGGAGGGGCAGAUGUACUGACUGCGGACGAGUCGGGCCGUCCGGUGAGGACAGCGCCACAGAUAAAAGUCUUAAACAGGAGAGUGUGCUGCAGGAGAUAAAUGGCUCUCACAGCACCGAUGGAGAGACACCUCGUCAUGACAUGGAAGAGGUAGGACCAGAGGCCCACAGUGCCAUAAAGGCAUCACAGUCUCAAGGUGUACAGGCUGAAAAACUGGAUAGACUGCUCAAGGAGGAAACCCUGCGGAUCACACCAAAAACUAAUGACUCCCAAGAGAGAUGGGGAGUCAGUUUGGAUGACACAGAGGCAUCAGGUCUGCCAGGGCCCAGUAAAGGUUGCAGUGACCAGAAGAUCCCAAAAUGCCAUGUGAACUGGGAAGCUGGCUAUGACCAGAGGCGAGAAUCAGGCCAAGAUGGACAUUCAGUUGACCCAUCUGAACCACUUUUCCAGGGCAGGUAUGGUAUGGAAGAUCUGGGAGGUUUUGGCAAGACUGGCUACGAAGACUCCAAUAUGAUAGAUAUGGGUAACUUGGAUGAGUUACAAGGAUCACCAUCCCACCUGGAUGAGGAUCUGAGUUACAUGGGGCACUAUGAGGGAGAUGUGGAAUCACCAGAAGGAGCCGAUCGUCAAGUUUACCAAUCGUCUGCCACACGGAAUAGAAGGAGCGUGGUCGGUUCACCUACUAACUCUCCCACAAGGACGAACAUUGAUGUCAGUGGAGAGCUCAGCUGUUUAUUGAUCAAUGAAGAAGGGUAUCUACAAGACCCGAGUAUCUUGUACUCUGAACAUGUGUCCAGUGAUUCAGGUGGUAGGUUGAACUUCAGGGGUCAGGGCAUUCGCAUUGACCCGUCUGUGGACAGCACAGGGGAUAUGUAUGGGCCUUCAGAUGCAUACAGUGAUACCGUAAACUUGGGAGAGAGGUUGCAGCAUCAGACAGGAGGGAGAGGAGGGAGGAGACACACCUGUAACCAGUGCUCCAUGUCCUUCCCUGAUUCGGCCUCACUAAAGGCCCACAAGCAGACACACAAAGGCAUAGGACAAGUGCCACCGUACUCCUGCACGCAGUGCGGAAAGACCUUCACUCAAGCGUGUAACCUCAAAGUCCACCAGAGGAUUCACUCGGGACAGGGGCUCCACCUGUGCAGCCACUGUGGUAAAGGCUUCCCUUCUUUCUCUGACCUAAAGACACACAAGUGUGGCCAAACAGGUGACAAACCUUAUUGCUGCACUGUAUGUGGGAACAAGUUCAGCCGUCUCUGGAAUCUGAAGUUGCACCGGAGAAUUCACACACAGGAAAAACCUCAUCAGUGUACCAUGUGUGAUAAGAGCUUCACACGAGCUGACAUAUUGAAAGUUCACCAGCGCACCCACACAGGGGAACGACCAUAUUGUUGCACUGUGUGUGGCCUCAGCUUCAAACGCCUGGAUCAUCUGAAAUCACAUCAACGCAAACACAUAUAAAGCUUGGGAAGUUUAAGGGGAGAGCGUCUGAGAAUUUAAGAUUGUUUAUUGUAUGAAAAGAUUUAAACAUGAAUGUUGUUACUCAUAAGCCAUGGAUGUUUUUUUCUUCUCUUCAAUACCUUUGAUUUUAUUAAAACACUAUAUAGGACAAAGAUAGAA
Messenger RNA from Epinephelus moara (kelp grouper), 2334 nucleotides. RefSeq lists its product as uncharacterized. Gene Ontology annotation, cellular component: nucleus. The record is from RefSeq and is a predicted model, not a curated record. Gene Ontology annotation, molecular function: DNA-binding transcription factor activity; RNA polymerase II cis-regulatory region sequence-specific DNA binding. The transcript has 4 exons. The coding region runs from base 517 to 2175 and encodes 552 amino acids. Gene Ontology annotation, biological process: regulation of transcription by RNA polymerase II. Lineage: Eukaryota; Metazoa; Chordata; Actinopteri; Perciformes; Serranidae.